UGUACUCACUGAUGGCUGCUCUCGCGCUGUGCUGUGCUCUGAUCCUGCUGCUGUGUGGAGGUGUUUGUUCAGGCGAGAAUCUGAUAUUACCCAGCAAGCUACAAAAUGCGACUCAGGAAACCGCACUGUUUAAACCCAUCAAACUUCCAACUGAUACAUUCAAUGAUUACAUCUGGAGAUUUGGAACUGUAAUAAUAGUUAACGUAGUUGGCACCUCAAAUGCAAUAGCGGCUGCAUACAGAAACAGAAUCAGUCUGGAUAUGAACACACUUUCUAUCGAGCUCAGGAAUCUGACUCUGAGUGACUCUGGAGAAUACGUUCUGAGUAUAAACGGAGAUAAAGGCUCCUACACAGGAACUACUAGACUGGAGGUGUUCGAGCCAGUGACCAGCGUUACCAUCAUACCAAAUACGACAGAGCUGAUUGAGUUCAACAGCACUGUCAGACUCGUUUGCUCCGCCUCUGGCUCCGCCCUCUCGUUCGUAUGGUUGAACGGCAGCUCAGAGAUAACCGAAGGAGAGCGAGUCGUGCUGAGCGACAGUAACAAGACUCUGACCGUAUCCAACGUGAACAGGCACGAGGGAGGGCCGUACACAUGUGAAGCGUCCAACGCCAUCAGCAGAGCCAAGAGUGAACCUCAGACCCUCAGCGUUAACUAUGGUCCAGACAUUGCUUACGUUAGAGCCGUCCCUUCAGGACCCAUCUACAGCUCUGGGUCUGAAGUCAUCCUGACCUGCUCAGCCGAGUCCAGUCCCGCUGCUGAGUAUCAGUGGGCUCUGGAUGGAUCAGUGCUGAGUGAUGAGGGUGAAAAGCUCACACUUACCAACAUUCAGACCACUGACAAUGGCAGCUACACCUGCAUAGCCCACAACACCAAGACCCUGAGAUACUCCACCUCUCAGACCAUCAACAUCACUGUAGUGGAAAGAAUAUCUGGAGCGAGACUUAUUGGUCCAUUAGAUUUGAUCAUGGAAGGAAACUCCACUACUCUAACCUGCGAGGGGAACGGGACGGUGUUCAGCGUAGAAUGGAUGAAGGAUAAUAAAACUCUUUCUCCCAGUAGUAGCAUCAUCUUCUCCUCAGGUAACAGAUCAGUUACCAUCAGUCCAAUCAGAAGAGCCGACCGCGGUGAUUACCAGUGUACUCUCAUCAACCCUGUUAGCUCUGGUUCUGCAGCCUACAGAAUGACCGUAAUCUUUGGACCCGACAGUAUUCGGGUUGACGGGCGGAGUGAAGUGGAGGAGGAGGGAUAUGUGAAUUUAUCCUGCAUUGCUGAUUCUGAACCAGUACCUCUUUAUAAAUGGGAGUUUAAUGGAACAAAGACUGAAGUGACUUCAAAGACAUUUAUAGUAAAUCCAGCGAAGGUCUCAGACAGUGGAAAUUACACCUGCAUCGCCCGGAAUAACAUCACCAAACUUGAGGCGAUAGCGUCACGCAUUUUGGUAGUUCAAGAAAAGGGAUCUGAAGCUGGAGGGCCUCUGUCUGCUGGAGCUAUAGCUGGGAUCGUCAUUGGGGUUUUAGUAGGUGUUGCUGGAGCUGCUGGUUUGAUUGUCUACUUUCUGAAAUUUAACGGAGGGCAAAAGUCCAGUCCAGACUCCAGAGAAGGUGUUUGUUCAGGCGAGAAUCUGAUAUUACCCAGCAAGCUGCAAAAUGCGACUCAGGAAACUGCACUGUUUAAACCCAUCAAACUUCCAACUGAAACAUUCAUGGGUUACACCUGGAAUUUUGGAAGCGUAUUAGUUAUUACCAUAGUUGGCACCUCAAAUUUAACAUCGGCUACAUACAGAAACAGAAUCAGUCUGGAUAAGACGACUCUGGCUUUGGAGCUCAGGAAUCUGACUCUGAGUGACUCUGGAGAAUACGUUCUGAGUAUAAUCGGAGAUAAAGUCACCUACACAGCGACUACUAGACUGGAGGUGUUCGAGCCAGUGACCAGCGUUACCAUCAUACCAAAUACGACAGAGCUGAUUGAGUUCAACAGCACUGUCAGUCUCAAUUGCUCCGCCUCUGGCUCCACCCUCUCGUUCGUAUGGUUGAACGGCAGCUCAGAGAUAACCGAAGGAGAGCGAGUCGUGCUGAGCGACAGUAACAAGACUCUGACCGUAUCCAACGUGAACAGGCACGAGGGAGGGCCGUACACAUGUGAAGCGUCCAACGCCAUCAGCAGAGCCAAGAGUGAGCCUCAGACCCUCAGCGUUAACUAUGGUCCAGACAUUGCUUACGUUAGAGCCGUCCCUUCAGGACCCAUCUACAGCUCUGGGUCUGAAGUCAUCCUGACCUGCUCAGCCGAGUCCAGUCCCGCUGCUGAGUAUCAGUGGGCUCUGGUUGGAUCAGUGCUGAGUGAUGAGGGUCAAAAGCUCACAAUUACCGACAUUCAGACCACUGACAAUGGCAGCUACACCUGCAUAGCCCACAACAACAAGACCCUGAGAUACUCCACCUCUCAGACCAUCAACAUCACUGUAGUGGAAAGAAUAUCUGGAGCGAGACUUAUUGGUCCGUCAGAUUUGAUCAUGGAAGGAAACUCCACUACUCUAACCUGCGAGGGGAACGGGACGGUGGACAGCAUUAAAUGGUUUAAGAAUAAUGAGAAUCUUUCUCCCAGCAGCAGCAUCACCUUCUCCUCAGGUAACAGAUCAGUUACCAUCAGUCCAAUCAGAAGAGCCGACCGCGGUGAUUACAAUUGUACUCUCAUCAACCCUGUUAGCUCUGGUUCUGCAGCCUACAGAAUGACCGUAAACUUUGGACCCGACAGUAUUCGGGUUGACGGGCGGAGUGAAGUGGAGGAGGAGGGAAAUGUGGAGUUAUCCUGCAAGACGGAUUCUGAACCAGUACCUCUUUAUAAAUGGGAGUUUAAUGGAACUGAAAAGCCUGAAGUGACUACAGAAACAUUUACAGUAAAUUCAGCGAAGUUCUCAGACAGUGGAAAUUACACCUGCAUCGCCCGGAAUAACGUCACCAAACUUGAGGCGACAGCGUCCCGCACUGUGGUGGUUAAAGAAAAGGGAUCUUUGACUGGAGGGUCGCUGUCUCCUGGUGAUAUAGCUGGGAUUGUCAUUGGGGUCUUGGUGGGAGUCGCUGCAGUUGUGGGUUUGAUUUUCUACUUUAAGAAAAGGCAAGUAUACCCCUUAUUCACCUUACAUACUUCAGAGAGAAAGUAAUAAUGAUGCUUAGUGAUAAUAUGAAUAAUAAUAAUAAUAAUAAUAGUAACAACAGCAAUUGUCCAAAUAAUUGUCUAUACUGUAUAAACUUCAAUAUAGCCAGUUAUCCAAAACAGGCGACAAUAACUGGAUGGUGCACAGCUGGUCUAUGGUGAAAAAACAGG
Astyanax mexicanus (Mexican tetra) is the source of this 3325-nucleotide messenger RNA. RefSeq names its product carcinoembryonic antigen-related cell adhesion molecule 5. The coding region runs from base 12 to 3161 and encodes 1049 amino acids. The record is from RefSeq and is a predicted model, not a curated record. The transcript is spliced from 14 exons. Lineage: Eukaryota; Metazoa; Chordata; Actinopteri; Characiformes; Acestrorhamphidae.